AUGGCUAAAGUACUUCAAAAAUGUCACAUCAUUGUUUGGGAUGAAUGCACAAUGGCACAUAAGUAUUCAUUGGAAGCAUUAAAUCGAACACUUAAAGAUUUAAAUGCCAACGAUAGACUUUUUGGAGGCGCUUUAAUUUUAUUGGCAGGUGAUUUUAGACAAACAUUGCCAGUUAUUCCACGUUCAACCUAUGCUGAUGAAGUCAAUGCUUGCCUCAAAUCAUCUAUUUUGUGGCGAAAUGUCCAUAUAUUGCGACUUACCGAAAUCAUGCGUGUUGGACUACAGAGGGAUUUAGCUGCAGAACUAUUUGCCAAACAAUUGAUGGAUAUUGGUAAUGGAAACGUAAGUCUUCAUGAAAAUACGCACUUUAUUAAAUUGCCAGAAAAUUUUUGUAAAAUUGUUAAUUCGAAAGAGGAAUUAAUAGAAAGCGUAUUUCCUCACAUAUAUCAAAAUUAUCAGAACCAUCAGUGGCUUCAAAGUAGAGCGAUUCUGGCUGCCAAGAACUUAGAUGUCGAUGAAAUCAAUUCCAAAAUUCAAGCUAUGCUACCUGGUAAUUUAAUUUCGUUAAAAUCCAUCGACACAGUGGUAGAUGAAAACGAGAUUGUGAAUUAUCCCACUGAGUUCUUAAAUUCGCUUGAUUUGCCAGAACUACCACCACACAAUUUAGUUUUAAAAGUUGGUUCACCAAUCAUUUUAUUACACAAUCUAAACCCACCAAAAUUAUCAUUUGCGAUGACAAUUAAUAAAUCUCAAUGUCAAACAUUAAAAGUAUGUGGACUGAAUUUGGAAAAUACAUGUUUUUCGCAUGGGCAACUAUAUGUUGCAUGUUCCCGUGUUGGAAAACCUUUUGAUCUAUAUAUAUACGAUCAAAAUGGCUUAACAAAAAAUAUUGUUCAUGAUUUAUUUUAA
Teleopsis dalmanni is the source of this 909-nucleotide messenger RNA. Its product is annotated as ATP-dependent DNA helicase PIF1-like. Gene Ontology annotation, molecular function: DNA helicase activity. Gene Ontology annotation, biological process: DNA repair; telomere maintenance. Bases 1 to 909 code for a protein of 302 amino acids. Lineage: Eukaryota; Metazoa; Arthropoda; Insecta; Diptera; Diopsidae. The transcript is spliced from 2 exons. The record is from RefSeq and is a predicted model, not a curated record.